Cyphellophora attinorum is the source of this 558-nucleotide messenger RNA. RefSeq lists its product as uncharacterized. NCBI's taxonomy places the organism in Eukaryota, Fungi, Ascomycota, Eurotiomycetes, Chaetothyriales, Cyphellophoraceae. The record is from RefSeq and is a predicted model, not a curated record. The coding region runs from base 1 to 558 and encodes 185 amino acids. The transcript has a single exon.
AUGCCCACAUACUCACAGCCUGACCGAUCAGCCAGAAAAUCAGCUGGCAAAGGCUUCUUCAGUCGCACCAAGGAUCGAGAUGACAUCCCACCAACACCGAGCCUCAAUGGCUCGAAGCGUGGCUCGUCGGCGGGCUAUCAGGACAUAGCGAACGUCGGCCUACGACCAUCUGGCAGCACAAUUAGCACCAUCAGCUCAGUGCCCUACUCUGCCACCUCGGAUUCCAAUACCCCAGUAUCGGUUGACUAUCUUCCACGAGAAGAUCAGGUCAGUGCAAUUCCUCCGCCGGGCCAAGCAAGCUUCGCAAGAGGUUCCGACUUCCACCAAUAUCCCAUGAUCAAUCCCUCUCAGUCAAAUGGCUCGUCGCACCCUGGAGGCCCUCGACCGCUCCUCACAAUCAAAAUAUCACAAUGGCGUCAAGUACGGGCGGAGACAGGGGAACCAGGUACCAGCAAUGGGGCAAGAGCGGGAGCAGGGAUGGCCACUCUUUCUACGACUCCGUAUCCACCACUGAAUCCUCCAAUGGUCACAGGAGGUCAUUUGACGCGGCCAGCAUAA